AAUUUUCUUCGAGGCCAACGUUGGGCUUCUCCGGAAGCUAACCCUAACGCCACAAGUACAUCACGCCUGCCACGUCACGAAACACAAACCACAAUGCCAUCGACACCGAGACGAAGCGGUGGUGGAGGAGGAGGGUUUUCGGAAGAGACCUUCUUUCCCAAGAAGGUUAUCGAGCUGGUCACUAUGGAGCCGAGCUCGAGUCGCCGGAACCGUCACAACAGUCACCACGCUCAUCAUCAUCAACCGGCAUCGUCGUCUAUGGUACCGUCUUCGGGACGCCAGUUUGACGACGAGGACGACAGUUGUUCGGGGGACAGCUCGGAGGGACUGUCCAUCGAUCCUCUCGACGACAACCCGGGCAUCCAGGCGGCCGUGAGCAAAGUGCUGCAGAGCUACGACUGGUCGCUCGUGGCCAAGACGACUCGUCAGACCACGUCGGAGAAGAAGCGAAUGCACGUCAAGCGACCUAUGAACGCUUUCAUGGUGUGGGCCCAGGCUGCUCGGAGGAAGCUGGCCGACCAGUACCCACACCUACACAACGCCGAACUCAGCAAGACCCUCGGCAAACUGUGGAGGGUCCUUGGAGAUGACGAGAAGCGACCCUUCAUGGAGGAGGCUGAACGACUACGAUGCAAGCACAAGAAGGACCACCCGGACUACAAGUACCAGCCGCGCCGCAGGAAACCGCUGAAGGGUUUCGAACCGCCGACCCCGCAACCGCCGCAGCAACAGCAGCAGGGACAGGCGAGGUCUAAGGGACGAUCCUCUUCAGCUUCGCAGGCGUCGUCAAGGUGA
Messenger RNA from Rhipicephalus sanguineus (brown dog tick), 795 nucleotides. RefSeq names its product transcription factor Sox-8-like. Gene Ontology annotation, biological process: regulation of transcription by RNA polymerase II. Gene Ontology annotation, cellular component: nucleus. Lineage: Eukaryota; Metazoa; Arthropoda; Arachnida; Ixodida; Ixodidae. Gene Ontology annotation, molecular function: DNA-binding transcription factor activity, RNA polymerase II-specific; RNA polymerase II cis-regulatory region sequence-specific DNA binding. The transcript has 2 exons. Bases 94 to 795 code for a protein of 233 amino acids. The record is from RefSeq and is a predicted model, not a curated record.